CUCUCUCUCUCUCUCUCUCUCACACACACACACACACACACACACUCACUCUCUCUCUCUAGCAUCCAGCACCACUCUCUCCGUCAGUCGCAACCCUUACAACCAUCGUCUCCGGCCACACAUCCACCGUAAUCCAGCACCUUCUUAUUGGAUCUAACCAGAUCCACACCUCUAACCACCGGCUCUACACAAUGGAGGAGGCUCUAGAAAUGGCGCGCUCGAAGGACACGAAAGAGCGAAUGGCCGGAGUAGAGCGACUUCACGAACUUCUAGAAGCUUCGCGAAAGAGCUUAACGUCUUCAGAAGUCACAUCGCUUGUUGAUUGCUGCUUAGAUCUCUUGAAGGACAACAAUUUUAGGGUUUCGCAAGGAGGUUUGCAGGCUCUGGAUUCUGCUGCGGUUCUUUCUGGUGAACAUUUGAAGCUUCAUUUUAAUGCGCUUGUUCCGGCUACUGUUGAACGCCUUGGUGACGCUAAGCAGCCGGUUCGUGAUGCGGCUCGUCGGCUUUUGCUCACUCUCAUGCAGGUUUCUUCUCCAACCCUCAUCGUUGAAAGAGCUGGAUAUAACGCCUGGACUCACAAAAGCUGGAGAGUUAGAGAGGAGUUUGCAAGAACUGUCACAUCUGCCAUUGGUCUAUUUGCAUCUACUGAGCUGCCCCUGCAACGAGCUAUUCUUCCUUCUAUACUACAGAUGUUAUAUGAUCCUAAUCCAGGUGUGAGAGAAGCCGCUAUCUUAUGCAUCGAGGAGAUGUAUGCUCAAAUUGGGCCUCAGUUCCGAGAAGAACUUCUGCGCCAUCAGCUUCCAUCAUCAAUGGUUAAAGAUAUCAAUGCUAGACUAGAAAGAAUUGAACCAAAACAACGUUCUGCGGAUAUUCGAGUUAGUACUUAUGCUCCUGCUGCUACCCCCAAGCUUUCUAAUCAUAAUCCCAAAAGGAGCAGUCCGAAGGCCAAGACUUCUUCGCGUGAAGCAUCCCUUUUCGCAGGAGAAAGUGAUAUUACUGAAAAGCCCAUGGACCCAAUCAGAGUGUACUCAGAAAAGGAGCUUAUCCGUGAGUUUGAGAAUAUCGCUUCAAUCCUCGUUCCAGAGAAAGACUGGUCCCUUCGCAUUGGAGCCAUGCAAAGAGUCGAAGGCCUUGUCAUCGGAGGUGCAAUUGAUUAUUCAUGUUUCCGUGGACUUCUAAAGCAGCUUAUUAAUCCUCUAAGCACACAAUUGGCUGAUAGAAGAUCUAGCAUAGUUAAGCAGGCUUGCCACUUACUGAACUUUCUAUCGAAAGAGCUGUUGGGAGAUUUUGAGUCGUUUGCAGAAAUGUUCAUUCCUGCUCUUUUCAAACUUGUUGUGAUAACUGUACUUGUAAUUGCAGAGUCUGCUGAUAACUGCAUAAAAACGAUGUUGCGUAACUGUAAAGUAGCCCGGAUACUUCCUCGUGUGGCUGAAAAUGCAAAACAUGACCGAAGUGCGAUACUUCGCGCCAGAUGUUGUGAAUAUGCUUUGUUGAUACUGGAAUAUUGGGCUGAUGCACCUGAGAUACAACGGUCAGCUGACCUUUAUGAAGACCUUAUUAAAUGUUGUGUGGGAGAUGCAAUGAGCGAGGUACGGUCAACUGCUAGAUCAUGCUACCGUAUGUUCUCAAAAACUUGGCCUGAUCGAUCACGCCGCUUAUUUUCAUCGUUCGAUCCCGUCAUUCAAAGGAUAAUAAAUGAUGAGGACGGUGGCAUGCAUCGGCGGCACGCGUCUCCCUCGCUUCGUGAUAGGAAUCUGCAAACUUCAUCUAAUACUCAAAACUCUUUGUCGUCUUCAAGUCUAGCGGGGUACGGAACUUCCGCCAUUGUUGCAAUGGACAGAAACGCAAGCUUACCAUCUGUGGCCUCUCACUCAUCCGGACUCUUUUCAUCACAAUCAAAGUCUACAAGCAAGGGUACAGAACGUAGUCUUGAAAGCGUGUUGCAUGCUAGCAAACAGAAGGUUUCCGCCAUUGAAAGCAUGCUUAGAGGUCUAGAUUCCGGUAGAGUUAGAUCAUCAAGUCUGGAUCUAGGAGUCGACCCUCCUUCAUCUCGUGAUCCGCCAUUCCCGCUUGCUGCUCCUGCUUCCAAUAGUCUUGCCGGUUCUCUAUCACUAGAUUCAACUGCCGCAAACGGUAACAAUCGUAAUGGUGGCUUGGUCUUGUCUGACAUAAUCAGUCAGAUUCAGGCUUCACGGGAUCCCGCUAAGAACGCGUACCGUGCUAAUGCCAGAGGUUCUGAAAAAAUGAAAGAAAGAAGCUCUUUUGAAGGUCACAGUGAAAUGAGAGAGGCUAGACGAUCGGUGAACAUGCAUACGGAUAGGCACUACUUAGACGCACCAUACCGAGAUUCACAUAAUAGUCACGUACCCAAUUUUCAGCGACCGCUAUCGAGAAAGAACGUGCCCGGGAGAUCCGCUUCAGCGAGGCGUAGGAGCUUUGACGAAAGUCAGUUUGCUUCUGGAGAGAUGUCGAGUUAUACAGACGGUCCAGCUUCUCUAACUGAUGCUUUGAGUGACGGUCUUAGUUCUGGUUCGGAUUGGAACGCUAGGGUUUCUGUGUUUAACUAUAUCCGUUCGUUACUCAAGCAAGGCCCGAAAGGAGUUCAAGAAGUUGUACAAAAUUUUGAGAAAGUAAUGAAGUUUUUCUUCCAGCAUCUGGAUGAUCCUCACCAUAAAGUGGCACAAGCAGCUUUGACGACACUUGCUGACAUCAUUCCUGCUUGUCGAAAACCUUUCGAAAGUUACAUGGAAAGAAUUCUCCCCCACGUGUUCUCUCGGUUAAUCGAUCCAAAGGAAUCUGUAAGACAACCGUGUUCGACAACUUUAGAGAUUGUCGGUAAAACUUAUAGUGUAGAUUCGCUUCUAUUACCAGCCUUGCUUCGUUCUUUAGAUGAACAACGAUCCCCGAAGGCGAAACUGGCGGUAAUCGAGUUUGCUAUCGUUUCGUUUAAUAAGCAUGCGAUGAACUCCGAGGGUGCUGGGAACAGUGGCAUUUUAAAGUUAUGGCUAGCGAAACUAGCACCAUUGGUCUAUGACAAAAAUACAAAACUGAAGGAAGCCGCUAUAACGUGCAUCAUAUCUGUCUACUCUCAUUUCGAUUCAGCAUCCGUUUUGAAUUACAUUCUUAGUUUAUCCGUUGAAGAACAGAAUUCUUUAAGGCGGGCACUUAAGCAACGUACACCCCGUAUAGAAGUGGACUUGAUGAAUUACUUGCAGCAGAAGAAAGACCGACAACGCUCCAAAUCCACUUAUGAUCCGUACGAUGUUGUUGGGACUGAUUCUGAAGAAGGGUAUAUAGCAGUGUCGAAAAAGACUCCCAUGUUUGGAAGGUAUUCUGGAAGUUCAAUUGAUAGUGACGGUGGUAAGAAAUGGGGUUCGGGUCCCACCCACGAAUCCAUUCACAUCACCGGUGAUGAUAAUCUUUAUCAGGGUCCGGUCUUAAACAUUGAUACUGGUUCUAAUAAUGGUGGACUUGUUUCAAAUGCUAAAGAUACUGUCGCAUCAUGGUCUGUCCGGUCAGAAAAUUUGGAGGGAAAUAUUAAUGUGGAGGUUAAUUCGACACCUCGGCUCAAUGGAAUUGGGAGCUCUGACAACCAACAGGGUGGUACUGGUUCUACACCUGAUUUGGAACUUAGUGUAUCAAAACUUGCAUCUUUAACGAUCGGUUCAUCUCCUGAUACUAAACCGGGCAUCCCUCAAAUUCUUCAUCUGAUUUCUAAUGGUGGCGAUGAGUGUUCUACUGCAACCAAGCUUACUGCACUUCAGCAGUUAGUUGAUACAUCUGUGGCCAAUGAUUCCUCAAUAUGGACCAAGUAUUUUAAUCAAAUUUUGAUGGUUGUACUUGAGGUUUUGGAUGACCCUGAUCCUUCAAUUCGUGAGCUUGCUCUUUCAUUAAUUGCUGAAAUGUUAAAGAACCAGAGAGAGGCUAUGGAAGAUUCGAUUGAGAUUGUAGUUGAAAAAUUACUGAAUCUUACAAAGGACACGGUCCCGAAGGUAUCAAAUGAAGCAGAACAUUGCUUAACUGUUGUUCUGUCUCAAUAUGACCCAUUCAGAUGUUUGAGUGUUAUUGUCCCAUUGUUGGUUACCGAAGAUGAGAAAACUCUUGUUACGUGUAUAAACUGUUUGACAAAGCUUGUGGGCAGGCUUUCCCAGGAGGAGCUAAUGGGUCAGUUGCAAUCUUUUUUGCCUGCUCUUUUUGAUGCUUUCGGUAACCAGAGUGCGGAUGUACGCAAGACUGUUGUUUUUUGUCUGGUAGACAUGUACAUAAUGCUUGGAAAAGGGUUUUUGCCAUAUUUGGAAGGGCUAAACAGUACGCAGUUGCGGUUAGUAACCAUAUAUGCAAACCGUAUAUCGCAAGCAAGGACGGGAACUCCGAUCCAAGAUUAGUGGCAUUAUGAUAAGGAGAAUGUUUUGGUUCAUUAAUUUGGUUGUAUAUUUGUAUGGUGUGUGUGUGUGUGAUGUGUGAUAAGGGUUAAAUUCUUUUUCUAACACUUACUAGUUUGGGAGGGGGAUUAGUGAAAUUGUAUCUUCUUGUGAGGUCCAUAAAUACAUAUCUUGGUUUUUGUGAGUUGAUGAUACAAACCAAACCAAACCACACACUAGUUGGAUGAA
Messenger RNA from Helianthus annuus (common sunflower), 4610 nucleotides. RefSeq names its product CLIP-associated protein. The record is from RefSeq and is a predicted model, not a curated record. Bases 192 to 4385 code for a protein of 1397 amino acids. The transcript is spliced from 21 exons. Lineage: Eukaryota; Viridiplantae; Streptophyta; Magnoliopsida; Asterales; Asteraceae. Gene Ontology annotation, cellular component: cytoplasmic microtubule. Gene Ontology annotation, molecular function: microtubule binding. Gene Ontology annotation, biological process: microtubule cytoskeleton organization.